Messenger RNA from Myxocyprinus asiaticus (Chinese sucker), 3668 nucleotides. RefSeq names its product hypermethylated in cancer 2 protein-like. NCBI's taxonomy places the organism in Eukaryota, Metazoa, Chordata, Actinopteri, Cypriniformes, Catostomidae. Gene Ontology annotation, cellular component: nucleus. The transcript is spliced from 2 exons. Gene Ontology annotation, biological process: regulation of transcription by RNA polymerase II. The record is from RefSeq and is a predicted model, not a curated record. The coding region runs from base 109 to 1515 and encodes 468 amino acids. Gene Ontology annotation, molecular function: protein binding; DNA-binding transcription factor activity, RNA polymerase II-specific; RNA polymerase II cis-regulatory region sequence-specific DNA binding.
CUGACUACGUCACAAGCUCCUAAAAUGGCGUUUUGAUGACGACGGGAAAAGUGAGGACCACUACCCUUGUUUGAAAGAGACCCCAAUGUAAGACAUCAAGGGUAGGCGAUGGAGCUCCCGAACUAUGCCAGUCAACUGCUUCUCCAGCUCAAUCAACAGCGCUCCAAGGGCUUCCUGUGCGAUGUCAUUAUCAUGGUCGAGAACACGCUCUUCCGAGCCCACAAAAGCGUCCUCGCCGCCACCAGCCACUACUUCAAAUCCCUCGUCCUUCACGAUAACCUCAUCCACCUCGACCCCGAUAUGGUGGAUACAACCAUUUUCCAGCAAAUUCUGGAUUUCAUUUACACUGGCAAACUAUCCGACGAGACACUUGAUGAUCUAGAUUUAAGCUCUCUGCUCACCACAGCGAAUUAUCUCCAACUCACUGACCUCGCAAACCUGUGCUCCAGCAAGAUCAACCAAAAUGGCUCCUUCAAAAGCUUAUCUCGUGGGAGUUCCUUGAGAGUGCAGAGGUUCUCCUCGCCUACCUCAAACAACUCUUCAGGUCACUCGUACGACAGGGCAAUUGAAGAUCACUCGUCAGACACUGAAACAUAUUGUAUGACCCCUCCCAAAAAGAGGCAUAACGCUCAAAGUAGAUGCAUUUCCAGGAAGAAGCAGGACUUGGGGUUGGAUUUGUCGAAGAAAAACUCAAAUUCGGAGACCUUAGAGAAUGAUGAGGUGCUUGUAUCUAGAACAGUCUCCAACAAUAUGCAGCUAGGAAUAAAUGUUAAGUGUAUCCCAAAGGAGGAGAAGUGGAUAAUUCCUUUAGAUGGAGCUCAGGAAAGGAAACGGGAGGGAUCCCGAAGAAAGUCCAAGGUCAAUGGUUACAUUCCUCCUAACAGGGCUGGAAGUCAGCUAAGCCAAAAUCAGACGUUUACUCUUGAGUUGUCUGUAAAGAAAGAGAUUGGAGAAAAGAUGCAAGAUGAAACCGAAGGCCAAAAACCAAACAAUGGGUCCACCAAUUUUGUUUAUCAAAAGGAGACCUUUCUCAAAGAAGCCGAAGGCGACAACCCUUAUGUUUGUAUACCAUGCGAAAAGGGUUUUCCCUCUUCGGAAAGCCUGAAAUCCCAUGUGCAAACCCAUAUCAAUGAAGAUGUGGAUGUGAAAGUUGAGGAUGAGGAGGAAGGUGAGGGAGACCUUGGAGGUACCAGAGUCUCGCAAGAAGCUCCUGAAAGCCUGGAGCAAAGUCCACCAAAGUCCCUCAAAGAUGUCGACACCUUGCGUCCGUUCCCUUGCAAUAUUUGCGGCAAGAUGUUCACGCAGCGUGGCACUAUGACGCGCCACAUGCGCAGCCACCUCGGCCUAAAGCCAUUUGCUUGCGAGGAGUGCGGCAUGCGUUUCACCAGGCAGUACCGUCUAACCGAGCACAUGCGCGUCCAUUCGGGGGAAAAGCCGUACAAGUGCCAGGUCUGCGGAGGGAAAUUUACGCAACAAAGAAACCUCAUUAGUCACAUGCGGAUGCAUACCUCCUAGGACAAGUCAAAGAGUUCCAAACUUGGAUGAUACCUCGAAAUUAGAAUCGGAUCUUCAUAAUGUUGUUUAGUCUGGUAGAGGUUGCCCUUUUGAGCUAAUCUAGGGGUUAGGCCACAUUCACACUAAUCCGUUUUGGUUUGAAAACUCUGUUUACAGUGGAGGAAAACAGUGUCCUAGUGUGGAUGAGAGGGGUGAAGGUAAACAAAAAUGUAUUAGUGUGGACGUGGCCUUAGUUUCGCCCACAAAUACUCUUGAACACUACAAAGAUUGUUUUUUUGUUUUUUUUUGUAGAGGAAUGGCGACGCCAUACUUGGAUAAGCAUAAAAAUGCCAACUUCAGCCAAAUCUUAUUGUUAUACCUCUGUCUUCAUACCUUCUUUAAUAUUCUACUUGUGCAUGAGUUGUUUAUUGUUCUUGUUAGUGUGUAGUUAAAAAUGAAUACAGCGUUUAUCCACUUAGAGAUGUAGUUUGAAUAACACAAUAAAAAAUGACCUCAAAUAGCUAGAAAUCCUCUCUAGAACUGAAGCGAACAAUUGUUCCUGGUGAUACCAGUUAUUUUACAGCAGCGACUUGCUAUACUUCUCGAAUGUAUUUUAUGGAGUUUGAUUUAGUUUAUGCUUCAGAAACAGACCUUGAUAAAGCUGGAUUGUUUACUUGAAUACACAAAAUUGCUACCUCAGAUUAAACCAAACCCUCUGAUUAGCCUGUAUGAGAUUAUAUAAGACUACAUAUUAGAUCAAAACUACUCUCUGUCUUCCAUAUUUCAGUCUCUAUCUCUGAAUUCAAAUAAUAAGCUUAAACUGUUAAACAUCUGAUCCAAAUUAGAGAAAACACACUGCCUGUUUUAAAGUAAACUUUUCAGGGGUACAGGUAAUACUUCACUAUGGAGUUGCGAUCUGAGCUAGUUAAGCGUUGUUGCUUGAGCAAUUAAGGUGUUUUGAUGUACAGUUCCAAAGAAAUAUUGAAUGUUGAAAUGCUAAAGAAAUACUGUAAAACUAUAACCAAAUCUAUAUUCUUGCUAAAUAUUUAAGUCUAAUUUAUGCUUCUUUCGAUUCAGGGUUAUAUUUGAGUCUUUGUUUUUUUUGUUGUUUUUUUCCAGGGGUUUUCCUUUUUGGUUUUUUUUAUUUUUUAUUUUUCUCCAAUGCUUUAAACCAAUGGCUUAAUUUAUACACCAUGUUGUCCAUUGAUAUUACUGAUGUGGCAUGUGCAUUGUACUUAUGAAUUAAAAAGAGUUAGGUUUAGCUAAUUGCAUUCAUGAAUUUAAGUGUUGAUAGGAGACCAAAAGCGUAAAAGCGAAACCUACUGUAAAUAUCUUUGGGUAUCUUAAUGUCAGUUAUUGUUCUCAGUUGAUGUAUUACUGAAACUUUUACUUUGUUUAGAUAUUAAAUCACCUUCUUACUGUGUUUUAAUUUCUUUAUGACAUGUUUAUUUGAAACUACCUCUUGUUGGGUAUUUUGUACGUUGUACACAUGUUUUCAGCAUGCUGAAGGGCUUUUGAUACCUGAUUUGAAGGUUGUAUUAACAGUUUUUGUAGCUGCGAUAUCAAAAUGGUACUUUAAAUAAUAGAUCAACUAGCCUAAGGUUUGAUUUGUUGAAUUGCUUUUACAUGUAGUCUUUGUUCAUUUUUGUGCGUGCUUGCUUUUUCUGUUUUUGGUUUAUAUCGAGAUGAUUAUUUGACAUUGUCUGUAAAUCAGUACAUUUUUAGAAUAUUCAGGAACUUUUUAAUAUGUAAUAGGACUUGAAACUGAACUUCAAAACUGUGACAACUGUUCAUUUGCAUCCUCUGCAAACCUCAGGGAACAAUUAGGGAUGCAUGUCCCAAUAAAGCGCCAUUAACCAAUGUUUUUUUGUUUUAGAUAUGUUUCAAUGUUCUCUACACCUAACACAAUAAGGUGUGGCAGCUCUUCUUUCAACUUACAGUAAAGUUUGUGUGUAGUUGUACGGAUUGAUGUGGUUUUCAAUGCUUUUGGAAGAGUACCUUGUCCAGAAAAUACAGAUACUAAAGUAUUUGCAACCUGUUUAUGAAAACCAAAGCACAUUUUCACUCUUUGAAAAAUGUAAGAUCCUAUUGUAUAGAACCUUGUUCUCAGUUAUGACAUGAAAUAAACAAUAAAUAAAUGCUGAUCAAAUAAUAAAAAUCUAGUUAAAACAUUU